Oryza brachyantha (malo sina) is the source of this 3127-nucleotide messenger RNA. RefSeq lists its product as uncharacterized. The transcript has 7 exons. The record is from RefSeq and is a predicted model, not a curated record. NCBI's taxonomy places the organism in Eukaryota, Viridiplantae, Streptophyta, Magnoliopsida, Poales, Poaceae. The coding region runs from base 161 to 3112 and encodes 983 amino acids.
CGCCGCCUCCCAUCGGCGUCCAGCCGUCGGACUCCCGUCUCGUCUCCUCCGUGUUCGCCCGCCGCCUGCGCCGAUCUCCCGCGAGCAGAAGGGGCGCCGUCGUCCUGCUGUUUCCCCGCCGCAUCCUCACCGAAAGUUUGGGGUUUCAACUGAACCCCCUAUGUCCCACGUUGAAUCCGCCCCUGGUGCAGAUGAUCUGGCCCCAGUACUUGAAAAUCUCAUCGCAUCAUGGGAUGAUUCUACAUGUUCUGGCGUAUCGCACUGCAUGCUACACAAGUCAAUUUUACAGGAUGCUUUUAAAUACUCACAUUUAGAUACAACCAAUUGCUUGGGGCCAUUUCUUACUUUUGGUGCGAAGGCUGGCUCAUGGUGUGUGAGGCAUCUCCUGUGGUCUGUUGAAUCGAUUGACGAAUCUGAAGUUGCCCAAGAGGAAGAGCACUCCAGAUUAUUUCCUGAGAUAAUUGCACUGACCUUAGAUAUAUCUGCCAAUCUCCUUCCCGUUGCAUCUAAAUGCAUUGCCAAAGAUACAGUGCAUGCUGUUGGCGAUUUUAUUUUGGAGCUACUAACCCUGACAGAAAGCUCAAUACUUGACAACAAGAAACUCGGAUCUACAGGACAUGUUGCUAAGGCUGCACCUGUUUUUCUAGAUGAAACAAUUAAACUGUGCAGAGGGUGCUUUGAGGCUGCAAAAUCAGAUCAGUGCAUAAUGAGCAUGCCUAAAGAAGAGAUAAUUGUGGAACACAAAGAGCCAGAUCUUGUUAGCAACGUGGCCCAGAUUACAGCAUGCACUAUUCAAUCCUUGUGUAAAAUAGGAACCUAUGCAGCAUCCAGUGGUGGGAGCCAGGUGAUUUUACUGAAUAUAUCAUGGAAGGGCAUAAUUUCCUUACUACAGCUUGGUAAAGGAACGAUAGAAGGAAAAGUGAAUGUAAGAGAGAUCAUUUUAAUUCCUAUCUCCAUUGCCAUUGAAUCUCUGAGGAUUGCUACUGAGACAUGGUGUGUGCCAUUACAAGAAGUCCUUGGUACCACUGAAGCUAGAAGGGCAUUCUUACCAAUCAAAUAUUUCCUAAUGAACGCCGUAAGGAUUUGUUCAAUAUAUCCAUCCGAAGCAAUGGCAAUAUACAAGAACAUAAUUAGGUGUGCACUGGUGAUUUCAUACUCAAGCAUUCUAUUCUGCAGAAAUCCCCAGUUGAAAGCAGCAAGUGAAUUAGUUUUUGAGUUACUGGAGCCUAGUUCCUUUCUUCUGCUAGACACACUUAUGAAGUCACCAGAAGUAAGUCCAGAGUCCAAAUGCCAGCUUGUGGAGUACUUGUUAGAAAAGGUAGAAACUAAUAAUCCAGAGAACACAGGACAAGUUGAUCAUAGAAUGAAUUUUGCUUCAUUGGGUUGCAUUUUUUCUGUGGAUUCUGAUGGUGAUAAUAUAAACAGGGCACUUUUACCUGCUGAAUUUACUGUCUUUUUGCACCUCCUCAAUGCUUCCCCAUGGUUGACAGAAGAGGUGGUCAUUGAAUUAUGUAAGAAGCUACAUCCGCUUCUAAAUAUCUUAAUAUUAGAAGAUGUUUACUCAUACGUCCUUGGCUGCCAAAUUCCUGCCCUAAGUGGUGCUGAAGAUGCUCCUGGAGUUGUCUGGCAACCUAUAUAUACUUCUCUUAUACAAGCCUUGAAGACUUUUAUGAUUGCUGCUUCUGCUUCAAGUGCUGCUUGGAGUGACUUUGAAGUCUUCUUACUUGAGAACCUUUUCCAUCCCCAUUUCCUUUGCUUGGGAAUUCUAACAGAGCUAUGGUGUUUCUUCGUGCAUUAUGCUGAAACUGAAGCUUCGACCUAUUUGAUCAAUCAGCUACUUAUUCUGUUAAAGACUCUAGCAUCACCGGAUGAAGUUUUUGCACCUCUCAGUUCUCUGAGGAAGCUUGCACGUGCAUUGUGUACCAUCUUGAGCUAUGCAUCGCCUGCGACCAUUGAUCAAAUUUAUACCUGUGCGCUGAAUGAUAACUCUUACGAGUCAUCAAUCCUGUACUUAGCACUAUUGAUGGAAGGAUUUCCUUUUGAGUCAUUAUCUGUUGGUACAAAGGAACUUGCUUUGAAGACACUGUUCACUGCAUUUGCUGGGUAUCUACAGAAACAGAACUAUUUGAAUAAUCAUGGAGAAAUUGACUUGCCAACUUCUUCUAGCUCGGGUGUAGUAGGGCUUCCUGUACAUGCUCUAGCCUCUGCGUUGCAGAGUUGUGAAAUAAAGGACACAAUUACUGUAAAUGAAAAAAGUAUUGCUACUAUAUUCAAGAUCGCAAUCUCUCUCAUUAAUAUGUAUAGAACUUCACCUGAUGGCAGUAAGAACCUCCUUGUCCAGCACAUCAGUUCCAUAUUAGUUAUUAUUACACACAUGAGGCAUCUUUGUGCGUUCAGUGAGCUGGAAAAGUUAACUUUGGAGCUGCACACACUGUUCAUGUCUGGUCCUGAUAAUUCAAUUGCAGCAAUCUCUCAAUGCAAACCAUCAAUGGCUUCAUUUAUGGCAAUUCUUGGUCAUUUGAACACUACUGAAGAUGACGCUAACAUACUUUGUUCUGCAAUGUGGGAUCUAUUCCAUUUCUUGCUGAGGGAGCGCCAUUGGGCACUCAUUCACCUUGUAGUGGGCUCCUUUGGGUACUUUGCUGCUCGCACAUCUUUUGCACAACUCUGGAAAUUUGUUCCUGAAGAUGCCGCCCUUUCCUAUAACACUAGCACGGGGGUGGACAUAGAUGAAAACGGGUUUAUGUUGGAAUUAAAAGCCUUCCUUGAAAAAGAGGUAGCCUUGAAAGAUGACAAAUGGUCCGAGGAGCAAAUGUGUUAUCUAGUUUCAGAGGGGAAGAUGCUGAAGAAACUGGUUGAAUCAUGCCUUGAAAUUCCACUAGCUCCAGAGCCUGAGAAAAUUUUGAUUACCAAUGAUGUGAGGAAAACAAGGAAGAGGAAGAUGCCGGAUGGAAUUUGUGAAGGAAUGACGCUUGUACAGAACGGUCUCAAGAUCAUGCGGGGCGCUCUCAGUGAAACAGACUUGGGGGAGCUGAAGGACAGGUUUGCUAUACACUUGUCGCGCCUUGAGGACGCAGUUUCUCACAUUGCUAGUUUCUCUGAUAAUAUCUGAAAAAUUCACUGUAAA